Messenger RNA from Solea senegalensis (Senegalese sole), 1624 nucleotides. RefSeq names its product chemokine (C-C motif) receptor 12a (gene ccr12a). Lineage: Eukaryota; Metazoa; Chordata; Actinopteri; Pleuronectiformes; Soleidae. Gene Ontology annotation, cellular component: membrane. Gene Ontology annotation, biological process: G protein-coupled receptor signaling pathway; chemotaxis; immune response. Gene Ontology annotation, molecular function: chemokine receptor activity. The transcript has 2 exons. The coding region runs from base 27 to 1136 and encodes 369 amino acids. The record is from RefSeq and is a predicted model, not a curated record.
GUGAGAUCACUUCAGCUCGCUUCCUCAUGCUGCAAACACUCAGUGCACCAGCCAUGGACACAGAUGAAGACUCGUACGCAGCUUUCCUGGAUCUGUUCAAUGACACAAACACGUCUGACACCAGCUACGUGGUCAAUGAAAACGUCAAGAUCUGUUCAAAACAGGUCGUCAACCAGUUUGGUGCAAGAAUCAUCCCGGUCUUCUACUACGUCAACUUCCUCCUGAGUUACCUUGGUAAUGGACUCGUCCUCCUCAUUAUCUACAAGUACGAGAAGCUGAGCACAGUGACCAAUAUCUUCCUGCUGAAUUUGGUCCUCUCCAACCUUCUGUUUGCCGGCAGCCUCCCCUUCUGGGCAGCAUACCACCAGAGAGAGUGGAUUUUUGGCAAAGCUCUGUGUAAGAUGGUCAGCAGCGCCUACUUCAUUGGUUUCUACAGCUCCAUCCUUUUCCUCACACUCCUGACCUUUGAUCGGUAUCUCGCGGUGGUGCACGCGAUUGCUGCUGCCAAGAGCAGGAAAAGAGCGUACGCCGUUGUUGCAUCAGUGACCGUGUGGUGCGUCAGCGUCGUGGCGAGUGUGAAGGAGCUGGUUCUCCAAAAUGUGUGGGACAGUCCUUUCAACGGGCUGGUGUGUGAGGAGACGGGAUACAGCGACAGUGUGAUGAACAUGUGGCGCCUGGUCAGCUAUUACCAACAAUUCCUGCUCUUCUUCCUCCUCCCUCUGUUCAUGGUGAUGUACUGCUACGUGAGCAUCACGGUGCGGAUACUGUCCACGCGGAUGAAGGAGAAGUGCCGGGCUAUCAAGCUCAUAUUUGUCAUCGUCUUCACCUUCUUCGUCUGCUGGACCCCCUACAACAUCGUCGUCCUCCUCCAAGCUGUACAGAUCUCCAGUCCCACAGAGGACGACGAUUCGUGCUCCGAGCGCUUGACCUAUGCCCUGUACGUGACCCGCAACAUAGCCUACCUGUACUGCUGCAUCAGCCCCGUGUUCUAUACAUUUGUGGGUAAGAAGUUCCAGAGCCACUUCAAACGGCUGAUGGUGAAGAAUAUCCCGUGUCUGAAGAGACACAUGAGCCCGAGCAGCUACAGCACGAGGAGCACGUCACAGAGGACGCCACACUCGGCUUAUGAGUACUAGACACACAGACACUCUGGUUUCCAAUGACUUCAGAGGACAUAACAUUGACAUGCAUCAUUUCCAGGAGCCUUACUCUAAUCUUCAUCAUAACUAGGACAAGUUUGAAUUCACCAGAAUCGCCAAAAAACGGCCGUUCAACUCAAGAUGGCGACCUUCCUGUAGGACUUACGGCAAAGUCCUCAUUGACUUUUUGGACCGUCCUGACAUGACUAACAUGUGUACCAACUUACGUUCAUGUACAUGAAACGCGACAAAAAGUCACCUGGUGAAAGCGGAUUUUCAUUUUCAUAAGACCCUCCCACAUCCAAUUUUCAACGCUACCACCACCAGGAGGCACUGUUUUCAAAAUGUACCGUUUCAGCAACAUAGUUGUCUUCAGCAACUAACCAUCAUCAACUAUAGCAAGUUUAGUUGGGAUAAGACAUUCCAUCGCGAAGUUAAAGGGGACAUAUUAUACCCUAUUUCCCCCAUUAAAAUAGUUCCGUGGU